AUGUCAUACCAACCAUUGUACCGCAGGAACAAUAGUGGGUGGCAUGCAGCCUCAUCUGCCAAUGCCCCUGCCUUUUCCUCUCUCCCUCUUGAACGCCCUCUCACCGAAGGUCUUGCUUCGACGCCCUUCAAAACGUUUGCAAAGCCAACUGAUCCGGGAGGCAAGGCCAUUGCUCCGCAAAAUCUCGAGUAUAUCGGCUCCUAUAAUUGGGUCAAUGCUACCAAGCCGACCAUCAUUGUUCCAGGCUCUCCGCCUGAAUGGCGCAAUAGGCCUCUGCCCUACCGGGUGCCGCGAGAUAGCGGUGUGAGGUUCGUGGACCAGAAUGGAUAUCGAAUGCCCUCGACGACGUUAUAUCCCUUGCUCCGCGCAGUGGAUAUAGCGUCGGCGAGCAAGACCAUCGACUGGGGCUCCGUUGAUUUCGUCACGGAUCGCAACGGCUUAAGGAAGCUGCUGCGAUGGAUCAAUGACACGGAUGCAUCCGCCAAGGAGUUCCGCAUUGAUACACAGCUCGCGGGGAACUUCACAGUUCUCCUCAACCGCUGGGAGAAGAAGACGAGAGAAGAUCCGGAUCCUACUCGCCCGAGUUACGGAUUCAGCUUUGAACGGGAGAGUACGACAAAGGCUCCUGGCUGUGAGCAAGGAACAGGCCACCAUCGCAUCGUUAAAUAUGACUUUGGCGGAUUGACCAUAGUAGUGCGCUUCGAGGUCGAUGCUUGCAUUGCACCAUCGCGCUCGUUGCGCCCCACUGCUCCAUCCGCCAAUGUUGACUCGCUCUCCGACUUAAUAUCGGGUCUGGAUGUAGCAAGGAUUUCCCAAACCUCAAAGAUUGACACGAGCGCCUCUACCCCCGAGCUCGACAUCAUCCGUGCAGGCUCCCAGGUGCUUCAUGACUGUGUCAUCGAGUUGACCACUCGGUCUCGAAAUUAUAUUCACCAGUACGACUGGGUGGAUGCCUACCCUCAGCUCUACCUCUCUCAGACAAAGCAUCACUUUCUUGCUGCACAUGGACGCGGAGAGUUCACGGCUAUCACAAAGCGAACACUGGGAAGUCCAGAGAUGAACGCCAUCGAUGCGCAGUUGCAGGCCGGUUUCAGGAAGCUGCGACGUGCCCUUGAGGAGAUCCAGGAACUGGUUAUAGAGCAUGGAAAGGAGGGUAGACUCAGCCUCGUUUUCAGCAGAGGUAAGCUACAGGUUUUCAAGAGGUCUGGCCAGGACAGCUGCCUCCCUGAGAAAAUGUUGGCUCGCUUCGACGCUUGA
Fibroporia radiculosa is the source of this 1257-nucleotide messenger RNA. RefSeq lists its product as uncharacterized. Bases 1 to 1257 code for a protein of 418 amino acids. The transcript is spliced from 3 exons. NCBI's taxonomy places the organism in Eukaryota, Fungi, Basidiomycota, Agaricomycetes, Polyporales, Fibroporiaceae. The record is from RefSeq and is a predicted model, not a curated record.